CACCUGACCUGACCAAUCGUCCUCUGCAUCGUCACUUUCGGAUUCUCCUUCCUACUAUUUUCAUACAGAACGCAAGGAAGAGCGACGCUUCGCUUAGCGGAAGAAGGGAGGGAGCCGAGGGACGCUCUGCCUGCUUUCUUCUCUAUGGCGCUGCUUAGGGUUGGCUGAUGGCGACGGAGGCGACGGUGGCGGCAUGGACCGGGGCGGCGGCAGGGCUUCCGGUGGCUCACCCACCGGGGGUCCUGCAAAAGAUCUUCAGCCUGAGCUUGGUGGCGCCGGAGGGCAAUGCCACGUGCUCCGUCGCCUUCUGCCAGUUCCCAGAGAUGUGGUAUGGCGUCUUCCUCUGGGCUCUGGUGUCAUCCCUCCUUUUCCACAUCCCCGCAGGAUUGCUGGCCCUCUACACCCUUCGGCGGCACAGAUAUGGCAAGUUCAUGUCAGUGACCAUCCUGCUGAUGGGCAUCGUGGGACCGAUAACUGCUGGCAUGUUAACUAGUGCUGCAAUUGCUGGCGUUUACAGAGCUGCUGGGAAGGAGAUGGUCCCCUUCAUGGCCCUGACAUUAGGUGUGGGGCAGUCCUGCUGCGUGGUGAUAAUUUCCUUCUCGCGGAUUUUAGCCACACUUUAGCAGUGCCUUGGAAAUGGAGACGGAUGUGGACUGAGCACUGUCAAGCAAGGAUGCUGUUUGCUGAAGAAGUUGGAAGGCACCGUCUGCAAGGAAGCACUCCUGCUGAAGCCGUCGGGAGUUGUACAUAGGCUAUGCUGCAUGCUCUGGCAUGGCUGCCCUUUGUUUUGCUGAAGUGUGUGCCGGAGAAUUUCACUGUGGGUCUGCACCUUGUAUUUGAGUGGGCCUCUUUUAUUGCUGAUCAAGCAAAACCCUCCAUCACUGCAAAAGACUCUGUUUUAUGGACCCACUUUGGGAGAUCCAAAUGACAUUUUAAGGCCAUUGAUGUGGUUCUGUCCUCUGGCCAGUCAGUGUGGUGGAGUGACUGUGUGUGCAUGAAUGGGUGACAAGGAGGAAAUGUUUUUAAAUCUUUCUGCAGCAGAAAGAUGGGCUGGAAACUUUCACAUCUGGCUCUGCUGUAAAACAAGCUUUCAGCCUGUUGUCUAAAACUGGCUGAAAUGGAUGCUGGUUGUAUGUUUUUAUCAAUUGCACUGUUUUUGUAACCUUAAGUGCCAAGCCGGGGGGUGGGGGUGGGGAUCGCCUUUGUGGGGUGUGUUAUCUGUGUGCAUUCAAUGAACAAAUGUGAAGACGAGAUUGUCUUAUAGUAACUAAAAGUACCCUAGGCUGCUUGCUUCUGGGAAACUUUACUACUGAACCGGAUUGAUGUAAGGGAGAUGCACUUUAAUGAACUCAUGCCCCUUAUGGGGAGAAAUGUGAAUUGAAAGUUCUGUGGGACACAUCAAACUUCUUUUGGCCAGGAAUGCUUCGGAUUCCAGCUACUGUCUUAAUGCAAGAUUCUCUGUUGCUACCUCAAAAAUGUGCAGCAGAUUUAAAAGCGCUAUUCUGCUGAAACGCGCAGGAAGGCUCUUCAUUUCUUGUUUGCAAGGUGAACAGCAGAAGGACAAAAUCCAUUAAAUGCUAUGGAAACUGGUUCCCAAACCCCAGCACACCCGCUGUCGUUAAGCUGUGAAAUAUUUUUAGCACUUGUUUUAUGCAAGCAGUGUUGUGAUAAGCUGUCAUCUUACUCUCGUUUGUGUAAAAGUGUAUUGGCUUGAAUUUUAAGACGUUUGUACAUGUUUGCUGUUUUGCUGUGCAGCUGGCAGUUGUAUCUGCAAACUGGGCCUCACCCUGGGGGACCGUCGAUGAAUUCUGGAUCCUUCAAGUGCCUGGGCGACUUGCCUCUUUGGCGACCAGUCUUAGGAACCUAACCAAUCUGCCGUACAUCCUAGUCUGUUGUACAACCUAACCAAUCCGUUGUACAAGAUCAUUUGAUUGUUAUCUGAGAAUUCAGAACUGCUUCCUCUAAAGUUCUGGUGCGAGGAAGAAUCUGAGGGGCCAUGAAUCCUACCUGGGUCCAGUAUGUCUUUUCAAGCUCUGUGCUGAUUCAUUGUAAAGGAGGCUGUUCACAGGCCAAUUGGGGAUGUAUGUGAUAUCAGCCUCAUAUGGUCUUGGAACAUGUGUGUGGAGUUCCUUGGACAGAAGUGCCUCUCUGUGUCAAUCUGUACAUCCUUGCAGGGUAGUUUUGCAGUGGGGUGCUAUAAAGUCCCCAUCUCCAAUACGUCCUGAUGUGAAGCUUCCAUGAAUAUGUUCCGCAAACUUUUUUUUUAAAAUCAACUUUCCCCUUUCUUGUAUUUAUCUCUUUAUUAUAGUCUUCAUUGCCUGCUUUCCCAGUCCAGCUGCCCUUGAGGCUCCAGGGGCAAACUGAUCUUGUUUUCCCUCUGUGUAGAGGUUUUAGACUUUGUAAAUUGUGUAGUGUGAAACUACACAAUAGCUGGCAGCAGGAUAGGUGGUUAAGGAGGGCUGCCUUUUCCUAUCGCGUCUCUGUAACAAAUCAAGAUUAGUCAAUGAGGCUCUCUGAUCAUUGUGUGUCUUAAAGCAGGCUGAGCACUUUAUAGCUACUGUGGGUGGCUCCUCCUUUCUCUGGAUCUGAAAGGUAUCACUGUUUUGUUCUUAUCUGAUUUAUCUCCUUUCUGCUUGUCUCAGCUCCUUCAGUUUGAGUCUGUUUGUUUUGUAACUCAUUGUUGAUCCCCUAGUUGAAAACAUUUCCCCGCUCUUUUCUGCCUGCCAAGAUCAAAUCUGUAUUGCUUUGCUCCAAAAAGUUUGGAUUGCAACCUUAGAGGACAUAAGAGACUUUCCCUGUCAUCAAAGGCCAUAACUGGUAUCUUAUCUAGCAGAAUAAUAGUGUCCGUAAGCCUAUAAUGGCCAGGAAACUGUGGAAGGGGAGUGUUGAAACUCCGCAGUUUCUUUGUUUUCUCCGCUCUUCUCAUCCUGAUAGUAGGAUGGGCUGCAUCCUUACUUAAAUGCCUAUGAGAUGUUGGCACUUACUAGAGGCUUUGGGAUAAGCUUCUUGAACUGUGAUGAAAUGUUAAAUUCCUCAAGGGAUAACCGAAGAGAACAGCAUGUGUCAAAAGUUAUGAUCUUUGUCUGUUUUAAAGAAUGUCCUCCCAAGAUCUACCACUGUUGGUCCUCCUUGUCUAUGCUGGAGAAAGCUUUUCUGAGCCAUACUGUGGCUACAGCUGAAACAUUGUCCUUUGCUAACCGCCGUGACGUGUGAACAAAUCUUUCUACCAGAGGAAGAACAGUACUGCUAAUAUUUUUAUUUUUCUACUGACAUUUCUGAUGUUAUGUUUGAUAUAUUUUACUAAUAAAAUCCCCACUGAUCCCUGUGA
Molecule: messenger RNA, 3328 nt
Organism: Sphaerodactylus townsendi
Lineage: Eukaryota; Metazoa; Chordata; Lepidosauria; Squamata; Sphaerodactylidae
Gene: TMEM170A
Product: transmembrane protein 170A
Exons: 3
Coding region: 168-623 (151 amino acids)
Biological process (GO): endoplasmic reticulum tubular network organization
Cellular component (GO): endoplasmic reticulum membrane
Source: RefSeq, a predicted model, not a curated record